AUGCUCGUUGCAAAACGCGCGCUGAUGAGCUUCUUGCGUUGGCCGAGACCAUCAAGAUCCUCAACGACGACGAUGCGUUGGAGCUAUUGGAAGACGGUCGGAUCAAGUUUCGUGCAGGUAGACGAGGCAUCUGUUGCGCAGAGGCAGCGUGCCUACUCCAUGAUUCAACGAGUGGUCCGCGACGACGAUCGCGGCAACGGCUUGCCGAUGAAGUUCAUCAUGCUCGCCCUCGAGGGAAAGAAGAUCGGUUUCGAGAAAGUCAUCGGCAUGAUCGACGAAAUGGUAUCGACUUUGAAAAAAGAGCAAGCAGAUGACGACUCCAAGAAGGAGUACUGCUCUAGCGAGCUUGACACAUCCGACGACAAGAAGAAGUCAAUCGAAAAGACGAUCUCCGACACUGAAGCCAGUAUCACCGCAGCCAAGGAAGGCAUCUCUACGUUGACCGACGAGAUCGCGGCGUUGAACAAGGCCAUCAAGACGCUCGAUUCCGAAGUCGCGACGGCGACAGAGCAGCGCAAGGACGAGAACGCCGAAUUCAAGGAGCUCAUGUCUUCGAACAGCGCCGCCAAGGAGCUGCUGGAGAUGGCCGUGAACAGGCUGAAUCAGUUUUACAACCCCCGAAUGUACAAGGCGCCUGCCAAAGUGGAGCGCUCGACCAUGGACGCCAUCUCCCAGGACGUUGGCGGCGCCGCAUCCUUGGUUCAGGUCUCCGAGCACCGCCGCUUCGUGGAGGCACCUCCGCCCCCUCCAGAGACGUUCGGUGCGUACCAGAAGAAGGGCCAGGAGCACGGCGGCGUUGUGCAGAUGAUCAAGCUGCUCAUUAAGGACCUCGACAAGGAGAUGACCGAAGCCGAAACGUCCGAGAAGGACUCGCAGUCGGACUACGAGGAGCUCAUGAAGGAGUCCGCAGCGAAGCGUGCGGCCGACUCCAAGGCCCUGGCAGACAAGGAGGGCGCGAAGGCCAACAUGGAGGGAGAUCUUCAGAUGCACAGCGACGGUCUCAAGGAGGCCAAGCGUGAUCUCGCCGCCACGCUGAAGUACAUCCACUCCCUCCACACCGAGUGUGACUGGCUCCUGAAGUACUAUCGGACUGCGCUUGCGAGAUGCGGGCAAGCGAGGUGGAUGCGCUCGGCAAGGCUAAGGCGGUGCUGA
This is a messenger RNA of Prorocentrum cordatum, 1152 nucleotides long. The record is from the annotation of a GenBank genome assembly. Lineage: Eukaryota; Dinophyceae; Prorocentrales; Prorocentraceae.